GUAGCCAUUUUGGUCCCACCUAAAACAGACAGACCCGCUUCACUUUGGGCCGCCGGAGAUGGAAGAAACCGAGCCGACGGCGAGUAUUUCAGCUACCCGAAUCUUUUGAAUCACUCCGAGAAUUAUCCAGAGGUGGCACUCGACGCCAUGGCACGGUUCUAGACAGAGUGGUUUUGUGGAAGAAAAGCCUGUGGCGAUUUUUGGAAGUGGCGACCGACAGCGCCUUAACGUUAUUAUAGUUAGCUCCAGUGACUCAAACCUAAACGGACAGACGGACACUGAUUUCGUUUCCCUGCCGAGUUUAGCACAGGCCAUGCACGGUUUGUACACGCCGUGUAAAUGCUGUAAGAGGGAUUAUUAUGCUCUUUAGUGAGGGUUUUUUCUGCCCAUAGCUGUUCAGGUGCUCGACUCUAACACGUCUGGUCUCGUUUGAAAAUUGUCACGAUCCAUGCUGAGACUGUUUCUCCGGAGGGAGCCGAAAAGCAAAGCAAUAAUUUCAUUCUUCGGCUGUCGGGCUGAAGACUGUGUGUAUUUUGGACUUAAAACGGCGACUGGCUGAGGAAGAAGGAAUAAAAGAUGUCAACAAAAACUCCUUUACCUACAGUCAACGAGAAGGUGACGGAAAGUCACACCUCUCACAGCAAUGGCCGUCAGGAGAUCAGCACACGCCCAGGCCGGACGGGCGUGCGUCCGGCCCGCAGCUCCGAGGAGCCGCAGCAGCCCCACGUAGGCAACUACCGGCUGCUCAAAACCAUUGGCAAGGGCAACUUUGCCAAGGUCAAACUGGCCCGACACAUGCUCACCGGCAGAGAGGUGGCAAUUAAAAUAAUAGACAAGACACAGCUGAACCCAAACAGCCUUCAGAAGCUCUUCAGAGAAGUUAGAAUAAUGAAGAUCUUGAAUCAUCCCAAUAUAGUCAAGCUUUUUGAAGUUAUUGAGACCGAGAGGACGCUCUACCUGGUAAUGGAGUACGCCAGUGGAGGAGAGGUGUUUGACUACCUGGUUGCACACGGAAGAAUGAAGGAAAAAGAGGCCAGAGCUAAAUUUAGACAGAUUGUAUCAGCGGUGCAGUACUGCCACCAGAAGCACAUUGUUCACAGAGACCUCAAGGCUGAGAACCUGCUCCUCGACGCAGACAUGAAUAUCAAGAUCGCAGAUUUCGGCUUCAGCAACGAGUUCACUCUGGGCAACAAGCUGGAUACGUUUUGCGGCUCCCCGCCGUACGCAGCACCGGAGCUUUUCCAGGGAAAGAAGUACGACGGGCCAGAGGUGGAUGUUUGGAGUCUGGGGGUGAUACUGUACACGCUGGUCAGCGGCUCGCUGCCCUUUGACGGACAGAAUCUUAAGGAGCUGCGGGAGCGUGUGCUCAGAGGGAAGUACCGCAUCCCUUUCUACAUGUCCACAGACUGCGAGAACCUCCUCAAACGCUUCCUGGUGCUCAACCCGGCCAAGCGGGGUACUCUCGAGGUGAGGGAGGAUGCAGAAAAUCAAAUUAUGAAGGAUCGAUGGAUCAAUGCAGGAUUUGAUGAUGACGAGCUCAAACCUUACACUGAACCAGAGCUGGACAUCACAGAUCAGAAGAGAAUAGACGUGAUGGUCGGGAUGGGCUACAACUUGGAGGAAAUCCAGGACUCUCUGGCCAAGAUGAAGUAUGAUGAGAUCACAGCCACCUACCUGCUCUUGGGCAGGAAGGCCUCUGAGCUGGAGCCCGGCGACUCGGCCUCCAGCAGCAACUUGUCUCUGGCCAAACCGAGGCCAAGCAGUGAGCUCAACGGCCAGUCGCCCUCCCACCUCAAAGUCCAGAGGAGCGUCUCCUCCAACCACAAACAGAGACGUUACAGCGAGCAAGUUGGUCAGAACCUCCCUCCAGGGAUGGCUCAUCCAAAGAGGAGUCAGACAACUACUGCUGAGAACAGCGUGAAAGAGGAAGGUGGAGUCCAGCUCCGUAAACCGAGCAUCCCAGGAACCCGCGGGGCACCACCCUCCAGCCCUCUGCUGGGCAACGCCAACAACCCCAACAAGGCUGACAUCCCUGACCGCAGGAAAGGAGCCACCACGGCCCCGAGCAAUAACACUGCAUCUGCGGGUAUGACCAGGAGGAACACGUAUGUCUGCAGUGACAGAAACAACACAGACCGCCUCUCCGUCAUUCCUAACGGGAAAGAGAACAGCAUGACUGAGAUGGCUUGUGCCACUAGCCCCCCGUCUGCCUUUGCAGCCGCUGCAUUCGGUGCCUCGUCCAGUUCGGUGCGGCUGAGGUAUCAAACUGUCGGCCCUUUGUACGCUUGCCAGGCAGGCUGGGCCACACUGCCCCACUCCUACUACGCUCUGGACUACUGCUCGCCCAAGUAAGACGACAGGGUCUCCAAACCCCCCUGUCUGUCUCCUCUCAUGUCUCAGCCCCUGUUUGGCCCCUUGCUAACCCACACAUCCAGCCAGCUUCACACUCUAUAACCCUACAACUAAACCAUGGACACCAUUUCCUGCAACAAACAGUAAGCAAAGUGGUUUUUGGUGCCAGA
Messenger RNA from Neolamprologus brichardi, 2522 nucleotides. The record is from RefSeq and is a predicted model, not a curated record. NCBI's taxonomy places the organism in Eukaryota, Metazoa, Chordata, Actinopteri, Cichliformes, Cichlidae.